UUUUGGUAGGUGUUAGAGGUUCAAAUAUCAACUUCUUUUGUACUUGGAAGGAAUUUUUGCACUUUGUCCCCACAUUUGAAUUAAGUAGAAUGACUUGUCUAUUCAUGCGAGAUAAGAAUUAUAAAAUCAUGUUUUGUAUAUUUUAGUAUAUCUAAUCGACCUAACCUCAAAACUGAGAUGUUAAGCGUUUGACUCAACGUGAGAUAUUCAGUCUGAUCUUGGUGUUCGAAAUGAAGAUUGGUGGUCAACUCGGUGUGCUACUUUUGUUUUUGACAUGGGUUGAAAGCGCGAAAAUUUUGGGUGUUUUUCACAUGCCCUCACCUAGUCACUACAUGUCUUGUAGUACUCUGAUGAAAAUUCUAGCUGAAAAAGGACAUGAUGUUACGGUGGUGGCAGCUUUCAAGGAGAAAGAUCCUCCGAAGAACUACAAACAAAUUUAUCUUCCAGGGCUUCAAGAAAAACUAAAAGAUAAUUCAAUCAACUGGUUCGAAUUUACACCUCUUACCUGGAUUAUGCCUAUAUUCUUCAACUUCAUGACAACAAAUCUUAUAGAAAAUACCUUCAACCACACAGUAUUCAAGGAAUUCAUGAAGACUGAGGAGAAAUUCGAUGCUGUCAUCAUUGAAGAAUUCCAAGCAACAGCCAUGAAAUACGUUGCCCAUCAUUUCAACGCACAGCUGAUUGUUUACAGCGCUCUGGAUGCAAAUGAUUGGACUAACCCCUUCCAAGGAAACCCAGAUACUCCAUCUUACCAUCCCAGUCUCUAUCUGUCACAUCUCACUAAUCAUAUGUCAUUUUUUGAGAGAGUGGAAAAUACGAUAUUUUACGUUUACGCUAAGAUCUUGUCCAAUUUGAUCAAUUUCCCUGCUCAGAAUAGAUUGGUGCACAAGUAUUACCCAAAUGCGCCAGAUCUGGCAGAUAUAGCUUACAACGUUUCUUUGGUUCUGUUGAAUUCUGAUCCAAGUGUGCAUGAGCCUAUACCUAAAGUACCAAGUAUGAAAGACAUCGGUGGUUUCCAUAUAAGAAAGCCUAAACCUUUGCCUAACGACCUACAAACUGUAUUAGACAACGCAAAGCAUGGCGUUGUCUACUUCAGCUUGGGUUCUAAUGUAAAGAGCAAAGAUAUGCCUAAAGAAAAGAGAGAUUUCAUACUCAGGAAGUUCUCAAAACUCAAAGAGACUGUUAUCUGGAAAUUUGAAGAUCCUGACCUACCUGGCAAGCCGGACAACGUCAUAAUCAGUAAAUGGCUGCCUCAGAAUGAUAUUUUCGCCCAUAAAAACGUGAAGUUGUUCAUCACACAUGGUGGCCUCUUCAGCACAAUGGAGGCAGUUUACCACGGCCUACCUGUUUUGGCCUUAUCAGUGUUUGCUGAGCAAAAGCUGAAUGGAAAAAGAGCUGAAACUAAUGGGUUCGGUAGACAUAUUCCCUUCAAAGAACUCACAGAAGACAAUUUCAGUGAAACCUUGGACGACUUGCUGAAAAAUCCAAAAUAUAAGGAGAAUGCCAAAAUGAGGUCUCAAAUUAUGAGAGACAAACCUAUAGAGCCUGCGGAAGCUGUAAAUUAUUGGGUGGAGUAUGUGAUAAGACACAGGGGUGCUCCACAUCUUAGGGUGGCAGCUUUAGAUCUAGAAUGGUACCAAUAUCUGCUGAUAGAUGUCGUACUAUUCAUUUUAGCCGUAGUUGUAGCAGCAGUUCUCUUAUUGAGAUUUUUAGUAAAACUGAUAUUCAAGAAGAAACCAACUUCCAAGAAGAAGAAGAAUUAAUAUUAUUCUCGCUCAGCUAAAAGUAAUAUCAAGAUAACAAAGAACAUGAACAAAUAAGUUGUUCCAGAAGAAAAAAGUACUUACAAAUAGGUACUACUUUCUAUAUUGAAUAAUGUGAUAUUUUGUCAAAAUCUGUAUGCUAACAUUUUACUAAGAAUUUUCUUAUACAACAUGAAAUUAAGUAAAAUAAAUAAGUAUUUUUUUGUA
Harmonia axyridis is the source of this 1970-nucleotide messenger RNA. Its product is annotated as UDP-glycosyltransferase UGT5-like. The transcript has 4 exons. Gene Ontology annotation, molecular function: UDP-glycosyltransferase activity. The record is from RefSeq and is a predicted model, not a curated record. Bases 231 to 1763 code for a protein of 510 amino acids. NCBI's taxonomy places the organism in Eukaryota, Metazoa, Arthropoda, Insecta, Coleoptera, Coccinellidae.